Molecule: messenger RNA, 2789 nt
Organism: Perca flavescens (yellow perch)
Lineage: Eukaryota; Metazoa; Chordata; Actinopteri; Perciformes; Percidae
Product: beta-1,3-galactosyltransferase 1
Exons: 4
Coding region: 54-1130 (358 amino acids)
Biological process (GO): protein O-linked glycosylation
Cellular component (GO): Golgi membrane
Molecular function (GO): N-acetyl-beta-D-glucosaminide beta-(1,3)-galactosyltransferase activity
Source: RefSeq, a predicted model, not a curated record
UAGCUCGCUGUAGCUGUCACUACAGUCGGAAAUCAUUGUCUGCCUUUUCGAAAAUGCAGGAGAGCUCUGCUUCCAAAGGUGAAAAGACUCCAUGGACAAAACCUAGACGAUGGUUGUGUUUUUGGAUACUAUUACUCGUGAUGGUAAUGUUAAUUACCUUCUACAUUUCGAGCCCCAAAGUAUCAUGGCCUUUGAAGUAUUGGACGACACACUCACAUUCAAGCCAAUCUUACAGCAAUAAGACUACUACAAUCCACAGUGUCUCCCCAGAUGCCCCAGAUGGCCCUCCAGCGUACUUUGUUGCGUACCCACACCGGUAUGGUUUCGUUUUGGACGAACCCCAUAGAUGUCAGCAGGAAAGCCCAUUCUUGGUUCUUAUGAUCCCAGUCGCACCCCAGAACAGAGAGGCCCGUGACAUGAUCCGCAACACGUGGGGCAAAGAAACUACUGUGCUUGGCAGGGUGGUCAGCCACUACUUCCUUCUGGGAAUGUCCAAACAGCAAGAUGGGACCGAAACCAUUAAGGAGCAAGUGUUACAAGAAAGCCAGAGACAUCAUGAUAUUCUUCAGAGUGACUUCUUGGACAGCUACAAUAACCUCACCAUUAAAACCAUGGUCAUGUUCGAAUGGCUCAGCUCCCGUUGCCCCAACACCUCCUACGCCAUGAAGAUCGACUCGGACAUCUUCCUCAAUGUCCGCAACCUCGUUGACAUGCUUUUGAAAGCCCCCCGACAUCUCUACAUGACAGGAAUGGUGGCAAGGGGUGCUGCUGUUCUCAGAGACCAAAACUCAAAGUGGUUUCUUCCGGUGUCUGCUUUCCCUGAGUCUAGUUACCCACCGUAUGCCCUGGGACUGGGCUAUGUGUUCUCACUGGAUUUACCCAAAAAGAUACUGGAGGCGUCUGCACAUGUUAAAGCUGUUUACAUUGAAGAUGUGUACGUGGGACUGUGUAUGAGGCAUUUGGGAAUCGCACUGACAGAUCCUCCUCAUGGUAAUUUGUUCAGGGCAUAUAUGCCUCAUUGGUCAAGCUACUGUUACUGGACCUCAGUCAUUACAACGUUACUGCAGAACUCUAACCAACUUUCAGAUGUAUGGGGAACAUACCAGACUCAAGCACAAAGUGGCUGUUAACACUUUUGCCCGUGCCUUACAAAAACUAUGUAACUGCAUAGCCCUGUUUCACAGCACAGCAGUUGCUGCCUUGAUGACAUAUUUUUUUCAUCUUUGAAGUACAGUCGGGACUUUUGAGAUCUAAACAACAGAGAUUGUGAGACAGACAUACAUUUUCACGAUUAGCAAAAUGUGUUCAUAUCUUAGGCAUUUGCGAAGAUUGCACAAAUGAUUGUAAAGAUGUCAAUAAUAUUAAGAUUUUGGGAUGGAGAUCAGUUUUUGUAUGAAUUUCUCUUCUGUCCAUGCAGUACAUAGAAUGUAACAAAUGUAAUUAAACAGGGAGUUAGCAGGCCUGGUAGUUACCACACUGUGAACGGAUGGAGUUGUCUGGAAGUAAAGCACCUAUAUGUAGCAUAUUAUUUUAAUUUAAUGGUAUGAAGGAAAAUGAUUGUCAAGGGGAAAUGAUUAGCCCAAACAAAUAGUCAUGCAUAAUAUUGCGUGACUGACGUUCACCACUGAAACUUGCCUCAGAGGAAGAGGCCGACCUCACACUGCCGCUGCAUAGCAGAGUACAUUGAAAGGUACACAAGUGCACACAUUAGACAGUUCACACAGUCUGCUGCGGAACAGCUGUAGUUACUAUAACUCUGGAAUAAUCUGAAUAACCACGACAUUAAUGGCAUUGACUGUCAGGAAUGCCAGAAUAUUCACCAGCAAAGAGUAAAGAGUAAACGCAAGAGCAUGAUAGCAUCACUGACUAUGGCAUGAGCAAGUAAGAUAUCGGUCACUGAACAAAAAAUAUUUCCCACACUUCCUUGGUUGCUCAUUAAAGUUCCAACUAAAGACAUGCAUGUGUUGCACACAGAUUAUCUUUCGCAAAGAUCUGAUAAAGUGAGGAUGUGUUCGUUUACUAAGUGAUGUAAAGUGCUUGAAUCAGAGUGAAAGACUUGGCGUGCCGUUUGCCUUUCAUCUUAGGUACUGUCAUGACUGUAUGUUCUGUGCUAAAUCUACGGUAUUUGUCUUUGAAAAUACAGCUAAAUGGAUGAGAAGAAAUACACAGUACAGUAACUAUUGUGCAAAUAAUUAUUAAUAAUGGAAUACAAUAUAUUUCUUUAACAUAUUUUUCCCAUUUGUCCAGUAUACGCAAAUAGGUUUUGGCAAGUAGGCUUCAACAAAACCAACAAAAAAUACACUCUGACAGCCCUAUGUCCUAAAAAUGACCAUACUGACAAACAACAAAGCUGCAUUCUCAAUUACGUAUUAAGGGAAACAUAUUUUGUCCCUGAUAACGUUUGUACUUGACGUAUCACAAAUACGUUUCUAAUCAAAGUCCACCAAAGUCUGCAUAGGGAGUAGUUUGGGGUGGAUGGACGGUUAAAAAAAUACUAAAGACUUUCACCCGGGAGACGGGGUUCAGUUUUGUUGGAGGUGUUUUGUCCAAUAAUGGGGUUUAGGGUAUAAUGAAAGAAAAAAGAAAAUAUAUUGAAUUAAAAUUUGUAGUAGGAUGGGUAGAUUACAUGUACUGUAAAUUCCCUUCCAUUUAGCCUAAUAACUGAAUGCCUAUACUUUAUCCGAAGAGGUCUUCUCAGUUGACAAACUGGGAAAAACUGGACAGUUUUCUAUCCAGUGGUGUAGUGAUAUUUUGAUCAGCUGUAAAUAUUUUUUUAAGUGCAUUGCAAA